Messenger RNA from Tetrapisispora phaffii CBS 4417, 2541 nucleotides. RefSeq names its product protein kinase PKH3 (gene PKH3). Gene Ontology annotation, biological process: intracellular signal transduction; peptidyl-serine phosphorylation. NCBI's taxonomy places the organism in Eukaryota, Fungi, Ascomycota, Saccharomycetes, Saccharomycetales, Saccharomycetaceae. Gene Ontology annotation, molecular function: ATP binding; protein serine/threonine kinase activity. The record is from RefSeq and is a predicted model, not a curated record. Bases 1 to 2541 code for a protein of 846 amino acids. The transcript has a single exon.
AUGUCCAAUAAAAUUAAAAAACAUUCACCAAGUGACUAUACCUUCAAAGAAGAAUUAGGUCAUGGUUCCUAUUCGACAGUUUAUAAAGCUGUCGAUAAAAGAAAUGUAAAACAAUGUUAUGCAAUUAAAGUCUGUUCGAAAAAACAUAUUAUUAAAGAAAAUAAAGUUAAAUACGUAUCAAUAGAGAAAAAUGUAUUAAAUAUAUUGAGAAAAGGUAAUCAUCCAGGUAUAAUUAAAUUAUAUUACACAUUCCAUGAUGAAGAAAAUCUAUAUUUUGUAUUGAGUUAUGCAAUAAAUGGAGAAUUAUUACAACUAUUGCAUAAAUAUAGAUCGUUCAAUGAGGAAUUAACAAUUCGUUUCACAGUUCAAAUUAUAGAUAUAUUAGAAUUUAUCCAUAAGAAUGGAAUAAUUCACAGAGAUGUGAAACCGGAAAAUAUUCUACUCAACAGAAACUACAAUUUAAUCCUAACAGAUUUUGGUGCUGCGUCACUGAUAGAUAACGAUGAAGAUAAAGAAAAUAGUAAUAAUAGUAAUGCUACAUACAAUGAUAUACAUGUGAAUAGAGCUUCAUCAUUUGUUGGUACUGCAGAAUACGUCUCUCCGGAGCUACUAUUAUAUAACCAAUGUGGCUAUUGCUCAGACGUUUGGGCACUAGGGUGCAUGAUAUUCCAAUUCUUAAAAGGAUAUCCACCCUUCCGUGGUGCUAAUGAACUGAAUACAUUUGAAAAAAUAGUUGCGUUGGAUUAUCAUUGGAAUGAUCCAAAUAAUUUGGUUUCACAAAGCUGGAAAGAUUUAGUCUCUAAGAUUUUAAUAACGAAUUCAGAAAAGAGAAUGAACUUAGAAAAUGUUAAAAAGCAUCCACUAUUUAAAAAUAUUAAUUGGAAUGAUAAAGAAAAAAUAUGGUUAGGUACUAAUAAACUACCGCCUAGUAACGUACCAUUAAAUAACACAACUAUGUCUUCCUAUAAUGGGAAUGAUAAUAACCAAAAUACAAAGUCUAUAAAUGAUAGACAGCUACAUAUCAUAGAUGUUCCACUGCGAGAUAUAGCAAUUACAAAACAAAAACAGAAGAAGAAACCAAAAAUGGUAUCAAGUACAACUGGAAACAUUGUUGAGUGGAGAAAAAGACUUGGAAUUUCCUCAUUGGGUCUAACUAAUAAUACUGAAAAUCAUAAUUUAAGAGGUUCUAUUAGUGAUAUGAUGAAGAGAGAUAACAUAGGAACAAAUAAGCCAUUUGAUAGAAAGGAUGCCCAUCUUGUUAAUAAUAAUAACUUUACCACUAAUAUUACUUUGGAUAAUAUACGAAAUGAUACUACAUCUAAACCGCUAAUACUCAAAAAUAAAUACAAUACAAACUAUAUCGAGCAAACUAAAAAAUCUAAUUUAAACAAUGAUGUCAUAAAACAACAGCCAGCUUUUAUUCAUGAGAUCUCAUACGAUGCAAAUGGUCCUGAUAUGUCAAUGUUUGCCUAUAAAAGAAUCGAUAAUGAUCUUAUUACAAACUUAGUUACCAAUAAUGGCGUAACUCUAAGAUCUAUUGAAGGUGCUAUUCCCAGCAUAUUAACCCUUUACAAAGAUGGGUCGUUGGUCUAUAAUACAAUCGAUCCUGUGUCGCAAAAUACAAUACCAAUAAAGAUGGUUAAUAUUGCAGAUUCGGACCUUUCAAUGUAUGAUUUUGAAUUUAAUGAAAUGACGAAAACUGGGUUUUUAAUUUUAGAGAAAUAUCGCUUUAAACUAUGGUUCAUCUGCUUACCUCAAGAACCUUUGAUUGAUUUUGCAGCAGCUAUGUCCUUCCCUGUAGUCAAUGAUAAUGAUACUUGGGUUGAUUGUCUUUUUAAAUCAAGACAAAUAAUUGAAGAUAAUUAUAUUGCUAAUAUGACAAAUGGUUUAAAAUUGGGUGAAUCAUCUAAAACUAGCAGGUCAAGUUCUUUAGAUCUACUUGAUUUUACAUCAGAAACAAUUAUUGAACAGGAUAUUAAACAAUUAAAUAACAUUCCAAAAUCAGCGCAUCAAAAAGCUACAGCAUCGGUAAUGUUAAAACAAAAAGGUGAUUCACCAAGAAAUCAACCCGUAUCAGAUACAAAAGAUAAUAAAGAUGAAUUGAAUAACAAUUUAGUUGAAUCAACUAAAAAUUAUGUACACUCCAGACAAGCAAGUGGCUACAGCAAUACGAAAAAAAUAUUAAAAAAAAAUAAUGAAGCAAGUAUGGAAAAUAAAGUAUCUUCAGCUGCUUCACCUAUUUUACCUAUUUCUAGUCAUAAUGCUUCAUUUGCAAAUACAAGUUUGAGAACUGGAAAUACAAAACCACAAGUUAAGAAAUACUCAGUUCCAUCCAACAUGAUAAUCAGUAGUAGCAGAUAUGAGGUAUUGUAUACCUUGAGGCGCGAUGGUCCAAUAGAUCCAAAUUAUUACAAAGAAAAAGCACAUAUGAAUUCAUCAAGGAAGGAUAGUUCAAAGAGCCAACACAGUACUAUUAUCGCAAGUAGUGGAGCAUCAGCUGCAUUCAAAAAUUUACAAAAGAGAAAGUUAUCUGAUAAGUAA